AUGCCAUAUACACAAUCACCCUUCGACAUUUCUCAGCUCCAGCAGCUGCUCGAUACUGCAUUGAUGACAGUUAAAGUUCGGCCGCUCGAAUGCUCCGCUGGUGUAUUGACUACCGCGUUGGCCGGGUACACACUCAAACGUCUUCUAGCAUCUUCGGCAUACCCGAACCUUGACGGACCAAUUCAGAAGAGCCUCAUCUACGGCCAUCUAAAUGAUUUAGUUCUGCCGUACAACAUUGGGUUUCACGACGCUCUUCAGGAUACGUAUGGUUCUGUGAGCAAGGUGUAUGGCCCUUUCGGAGUUCUAGUCAAGGAGGCGGACAGCGUAUUUCGCCAUAAACAAUAUUUUUAUGAGUCGUCGGCACAAGGCGCAGCGCAAGAUGCUGAAUCCAGUAUUCACGGUAAAACACAUGAGGACUUAUUGCUCACAACAGUAACGGAGAUGUUUUAUAUGAUUGCCGAUGAUAUGAAACGGGCCAUGGUCAAAGAUAUGGGUGGAGCACAUAGCAAAGAGCUCGACAUGCUUCGUUGGUGCAGUUCAUCAGCUCUGGAGCUCAUGGGGACCGCUGGCAUUGGUCACAGUUUCGGCAUCCUUCACGGAGUCGAGUCCGAAUACAGCCGUGUUGUCAAAACUACUUCCCUCGCGCAAAUUGCCCCCUUCAGGUCAUUAUUUCCAUUUGUUUACCGCAUGGGGCCAUCGUGGCUCCUAGCAAAAUUGGCCGGCUGGGCUCCUAGUACAAUUGUACGAGAGAUGAAACACAUCGUUGAUGUCCAGGAUAGACAGCGAUCGACGCAGGCUCAAGAGAUUCUAUUGCAAAAGAAGGAAGCACUGAAGGAUCCUAGCAAGUCAAAGGACAUGCAUGAUAUAAUGUCUGUACUGCUGAAAGCUAACUUGGAAGCGCGUGAGGAGGACAGGCUUCCAGAGGAUCAGUUACUUGGACAGAUCAAUACUCUCAUUUUCGCAGGUCACGAAACCACGAGCGGCGCUCUUUCUCGCACUCUUCAUCUCCUUGCUUGUCAUACAACCGUCCAGGAUCGCCUACGAGCUGAGCUGCAAGAAGUCCCAGAUACCCUGUCGUUCGACGAACUUAACGCACUACCCUAUCUUGACGCCCUUUGCAGAGAGGUACUGCGACUAUAUCCUCCUGCACCAUACACAGAGAGGAUAGCGUUGAAGGACUGGGUAGUUCCGCUCAAAUACCCUGUCAAAGGGAAGGAUGGGAACCCGAUCAACGAGAUCCACGUUCGUAAAGGAACAAAGAUUUAUUUAGCACUUAAGGAAGCAAACCGAUCCAAAGAAACGUGGGGAGAUGAUGCGGACGAAUUCAAGCCUGAGAGAUGGCUGCAAGAACUACCCCCGUCUGUGGCUGAUGCAAAAGGACCUGGAGUAUACUCUUCGAUGAUGACGUUCUCUGGAGGACCAAGGGCUUGCAUUGGUUUUAAGUUCUCGAUUCUGGAGCUUAAGAUUGUACUAUCAACAUUAAUCAAGCAUUUCAAGUUCACUCCAGGAUCUAUGGAGAUCGACUGGCUGUCUUGUAUUACUAUGGCCCCUUACCCUGCGGGAACUAAGGAUGUGUUUGGGAGCGGCGUCAGUCCUUCUCUGCCCCUCAUUGUUACUGCUCUUUAG
Messenger RNA from Rhizoctonia solani, 1626 nucleotides. Its product is annotated as cytochrome P450 family protein. Gene Ontology annotation, molecular function: monooxygenase activity; iron ion binding; oxidoreductase activity, acting on paired donors, with incorporation or reduction of molecular oxygen. The record is from RefSeq and is a predicted model, not a curated record. Lineage: Eukaryota; Fungi; Basidiomycota; Agaricomycetes; Cantharellales; Ceratobasidiaceae. The transcript has 18 exons. Bases 1 to 1626 code for a protein of 541 amino acids.